This is a messenger RNA of Megalops cyprinoides (Indo-Pacific tarpon), 2343 nucleotides long. Its product is annotated as probable carboxypeptidase X1. Lineage: Eukaryota; Metazoa; Chordata; Actinopteri; Elopiformes; Megalopidae. Gene Ontology annotation, biological process: proteolysis. Gene Ontology annotation, molecular function: metallocarboxypeptidase activity; zinc ion binding. The record is from RefSeq and is a predicted model, not a curated record. The transcript has 13 exons. Bases 18 to 2291 code for a protein of 757 amino acids.
UGCACGAAGGAGCACGAAUGGCUUGGGUCGGGGUAACCUUUUGUUUCGUUUUAAUUGGCAUAGUGAGAACGUCAGGUGGUGUUACUCCGGUCAACAAUGAAACAAUCCCUGAUACUAAUAUUAAUAAAACGAAAUAUAUUAAUAAUACUGUCUUUCUAAACAAUGCCAGCAUUAGCACCGAAUCUAUACCUCCAGCAGCUACAAUUCUAACUACUACUGCAAAGCCCUUUGUCCAAACAACGGAUGCACCGAAGGCUACCACAGCUGAAAGCUUCAGCACUCAACAUUCAACUCAACGUCUUGAUACGACUGUGAAGCCAACAGUCGGGACCAAAGAAGUUGAGGAUGAAAAGCAAGAACUAGACUGUCCUCCUUUGGGUCUGGAGUCUCUGCGGGUUGAUGACACACAGCUCCAGUCCUCCUCGUUUCAGCGGAUGGGUCUGGGUCCUCACCGUGGGCGACUCAACAUUCAGUCUGGCCUGGAGGAUGGGGACCUGUAUGAUGGGGCCUGGUGUGCCCGGUAUGAAGACCAAAACCAGUGGCUGGAGGUGGACGCCCGCCGGCCCACCCUCUUCACUGGGGUCAUCCUGCAGGGACGCAAUUCCAUCUGGAGCUGGGACUGGGUCCACACCUACAAGGUCCAGCUGAGUAAUGACUCCCUCUUCUGGAAGCCCUGCAUGAAUGGGACAGAGGAGGCGAUAUUUGAAGGCAACCAGGAUGCAGAGACGCCAGUGCUGGGCCUGUUACCAGAGCCAACGGUGGCCCGCUACAUCCGCAUCAAUCCGCAGACCUGGUUCGAGAACGGGACCAUAUGCCUGAGAGCAGAGGUGCUGGGCUGUCCCCUGCCGGAUCCUAAUAACAUAUAUGUGUGGGAGACAGACCUAGGAUCCAAGGAUGACCUGGACUUCAGACACCACAACUACAAGGAGAUGAGAAAGCUCAUGAAGUCAGUGACUGAGGAGUGCCCUGACAUCACUCGCAUAUACAGCAUUGGAAAGAGUUACACAGGGCUCAAGCUGUAUGUCAUGGAGAUCUCUGACAACCCGGGCAAACACGAACUGGGUGAACCGGAGUUCCGCUAUGUGGCGGGGAUGCAUGGGAACGAGGUCCUGGGCCGGGAGCUGCUGCUAAACCUGAUGCAGUACCUGUGCCGCGAGUACAAGAGGGGCAACCAGCGCGUGGUUCGCCUGGUGAAGGAGACUCGCAUCCACCUGCUGCCCUCCAUGAACCCCGAUGGCUACGAGGCGGCAUAUGAGAAGGGCUCAGAGCUGUCUGGGUGGGCCCUGGGACGUUACAGUUAUGAGGGUAUCGACAUGAACCACAACUUCGCCGACCUGAACAACAUUUGGUGGGAUGCCCAGGAGAACGCGACGGACAAAUCCAAAGUCAGCAACCACUACAUCCCCAUCCCAGAGUACUACACCUCAGAGGAGGCCUUUGUUGCCCCGGAGACCCGUGCAGUCAUCAGCUGGAUGCAGAACAUCCCGUUUGUGCUGAGCGCCAACCUGCACGGAGGGGAGCUGGUGGUCACCUACCCCUUCGACUGCACCCGGGACUGGGCCCCGCGUGAGCAAACGCCCACCCCGGACGACAGUUUCUUCCGCUGGCUGGCUGCGGUCUACGCCAGCACCAACCAGGCCAUGGCCAACCCCGACCGCCGCAUCUGCCACUACGAGGACUUCCAGCACCUCAACAACAUCAUCAACGGAGGAGACUGGCACACCGUCCCAGGCAGCAUGAAUGACUUCAGCUACCUGCACACCAACUGCUUCGAGGUCACGGUGGAGCUGUCCUGUGACAAGUUUCCUCACGUCAGUGAGCUGCCAGCUGAGUGGGAGAACAACAAGGAGUCUCUGCUGGUCUACAUGGAGCAGGUUCAUAGAGGAAUCAAGGGUGUGGUGAGAGACAAGGACACAGAGGCUGGCAUUGCCAAUGCCAUCAUCAAGGUGGAGGACUUGGACCAUGACAUAAGAACAGCCGAUGAUGGAGACUACUGGCGGCUCCUGAAUCCGGGAGAAUACAAGGUGAUGGUGCACGCCGAGGGCUACAUCCCCUCCGUGCGCAGGUGCCGCGUGGGGAACGACCCCCGCCCCACCAUCUGCGACUUCCGCCUCACCAAGAUGCCCAAGCAGAGGCUGCGCGAGAUCCUGGCCAAGGGCGGCAAGAUCCCCAAGGACCUGCAGCUGCGCCUGCGGGCCCUGCGGCUGCGCAAGCUGCGCGCCAGCACCAAGGCCAUCAACCGCCGCCGGGCCCGGGAGCGCAAGGCCAGAGCCGCCCACAGGUCCUUCUAAUGACCAAUCAGAGCAGCCUGGGGCCUAAAAGCGGCACCUUACCUGUUUGUUC